AUGAAAGGGAAGAUGGAAGAAUCGUCACGACCACCGCUCGGAGAAAUAAGAGUAAUUAUAGGAGGAAAUUCGACAGGCCAGUCAUCCAAGUCCAAGAAAGCAUACUUGAAGGUAGUGCAGAGCAUCCAGCUUUCUAGACGAUCUCCGAGAGCAAGGUACACGGACGAACCAGCGAUCACCUUCACGGACGAAGAUGCUGAGAGAAUUCAUCACCCCCACGAUGAUGCUCUCGUCAUCACCUUAAUGAUUGCUGAUUACGCAACUAGAAGAGUGUUGGUGGACAACGGAAGCUCGGCGGACAUUCUGUAUUAUCCUGCUUUUCAGCAAAUAAGGUUAGGACGAGACCAGCUUCGUCCAGUAAACUCCCCCCUAGUAGGUUUUGGUGGAAUGAAGGUACAACCCGUGGGGACUAUUUCCUUAUCAGUGGUAGUAGGGGCAUACCCACAACAAAUCACCAAGAAUGUGAUCUUCCUUGUGGUAGACUAUCCGUCCUCCUAUAAUGCCAUAAUCGGAAGACCAACUUUGAAUAGUUGGAAGGCUAUUACCUCUACUUAUCACCUAUCAGUCAAGUUUUCAAUAGAACACGGAGUAGGGCAGGUACAAGGGGACCAACUGGCAGCAAGAGAAUGUUACUUGGUCAUGCUGGCCAUGGAUGAACAAGUCCAAACCAUGAAUAUUGAAGAAAGGAGAAUGGUAGCAGAGCCUACCAAAGCAUUGGAAGAUAUUUCACUGGAUGAAGAUAACCCUGAGAAGUGUACCAGGGUUGGAGCAGAUCUAGAAGAGGAGAUUAAGAAGGACCUUGUCCAGUUUUUGAAGAAAAAUAUUGAUGUGUUUGCGUGGAGCCAUGAGGACAUGUCGGGUAUAGAUCCUAGUGUCAUCACCCACCGCCUGAAUGUAUGCCCUUCCUCCAAGCCAGUGCGGCAAAAGAAGAGGGUGUUUGCCUCUGAGAGGGACGGCGCUAUAAAAGACGAGGUUCAAAAGUUGAUGGUGGCGAGGUUUAUUAGGGAAGUGUAUUACCCGGAUUGGUUGGCCAAUAUAAGGAUGGACGAGGCAGACCAAAAGAAAAUAUCAUUCGUCACCAGCCAGGACUUAUUCUGUUAUAAGGUGAUGCCAUUUGGCUUAAAGAACGCAGGGGCAACAUAUCAGAGAUUGGUCAACCACAUGUUCCGUCCACAAAUUGGGCGGAAUGUGGAAGUUUACGUAGAUGACAUGCUAGUGAAGAGUCAGGAUGAAGGAAGGCAUCUAGACGACUUGCAGGAGACAUUUGACACACUGAGACAAUAUCACAUGAAGCUGAACCCUAGCAAAUGUGCUUUCGGAGUAUCAUCAGGGAAAUUCCUUGGCUUUAUGGUCUCCCACAGGGGAAUUGAAGCAAAUCCUGAUAAAAUUCAAGUAAUUCUGGACAUGAAGCCCCCACAGAAUACCAAAGAAAUCCAGUCCCUUACUGGACGAGUUGCUGCACUCAACAGGCUUGUCUCUAAAGCCACUGACAAGUGUUUACCAUUUUUCAAGGUUCUUAGAAAAGCAUUCGAAUGGACCGAUGAAUGUCAGAAAGCUUUCGACGAUCUGAAGACAUACCUUACCAUGGCACCAUUGCUGAGUCCGUCCGUAGUAGGAGAGGAGUUAUAUUUAUAUCUUGCAGUAACCCCACAUGCCGUGAGCUCAGCACUGAUAAGAGAAGAAGAUAAAGUGCAAAGACCCGUGUACUAUACGAGUAAGGCAUUGAGGGGAGCGGAAGGACGGUACCCACAAAUGGAGAAGUUAGCCUUCGCAUUGAUCACCACUUCCAGGAACCUGAGGCAUUAUUUCCAGGCCCAUAUCAUCAAUGUCAUGACAGAUCAUCCGCUCAAGAAGGCGAUGAAUAGACUGGAAGCUGCAGGACGAUUGACUCAUCAUGAUGAAACAGAAGGCAGUGAGAGGUGGGUCGUCCAUGUGGAUGGAUCAUCUACAAAACAUGUAGGUGGAAUUGGUGUGGUUUUACAAUCCCCAGAAGGAGACAAAUUGAGACAUAAGGUUCUUCUACAGUACCAAGCAACUAAUAAUGAAGUCGAGUAUGAAGCCCUUCUCAAAGGGCUAGAAUUGGCUACUAUACUCGUCCUGGGGGAUUCUCAAUUGGUCAUGGGGCAAGUAAAUGGAAUGUAUGAGGCAAAGGAGGAACGGAUGAGGAAAUACCUUAGCAAGCUGAUGCGCCUUAUGAAAAGAUUUGAAAAAGCUAAAUUUAUUCAAAUCCCAAGGGAGAAAAACGUGGAAGCUAAUACUAUAGCAAAAGAAGCCUCAGCAAAUGAAUCUGUAGACGAGUCUGGUGAAAUUCAGUACAUGCCAAGCAUAGAUGUUCCAGAAGUACAACAGGUGGAGAAUAGAGGAAAUUGGAUGACCCCGAUUAUAUCAUACUUGAAAGACGGACAACUACCAGAAGAGAAAGACGAAGCAAGGAAGUUGAGGACCCGGCUUGAGGGGGCAAAGGGGGUAUGGCCAGAUGAGUUGCUUGGUGUUCUACGAGCCUACAGGACGACGGUGAGAACCCCUACGGGGGAAACUCCUUUCAAGCUAGCUUAUGGAAGCGAAGCAGUCAUACCUGCAGAGGUACAUAUGGCCAAUCACAGGGUGAUGAUGUAUCAAGAUAAGGACAAUGAGGAGCAACUCCGUCUGAACCUUGAUCUAGUAGACGAGGUAAGGGCAGAUGUAGAAUACAGGACAGUAAAGUACAAGAACCUCAUGGCUAGGCAAUAUGAUGCAAUAGUGAAACCAAGACGUUUCAACAUAGGAGAUCUCGUCCUGAGAAAGGCAAGGAUCCUACUACUUGGAGGCCCUGGACGGGAGGAAACUGGAGCACCCUUGGAACGUGGAGCACUUGAGGAAGUACUAUCAGUAAAAGUUAGCCUAGACGGAAGUAUGGCCAUGGACGAGGCUGGACCUUGUCUGCAGACUUAUGAUUCUACUUAUAUUUAA
Messenger RNA from Quercus lobata, 2949 nucleotides. RefSeq lists its product as uncharacterized. Lineage: Eukaryota; Viridiplantae; Streptophyta; Magnoliopsida; Fagales; Fagaceae. The transcript has 5 exons. Gene Ontology annotation, molecular function: nucleic acid binding; RNA-DNA hybrid ribonuclease activity. Bases 1 to 2949 code for a protein of 982 amino acids. The record is from RefSeq and is a predicted model, not a curated record.